Rotaria sp. Silwood1 is the source of this 2037-nucleotide messenger RNA. The record is from the annotation of a GenBank genome assembly. Lineage: Eukaryota; Metazoa; Rotifera; Eurotatoria; Philodinida; Philodinidae.
AUGUCGAUUCUCAGUUCGCUAUCACCGGCCGAACAUUUGUUAAUUGGAAAGGCAUUGGCUCCACUUCGAAACGAAAAUGUCCUCAUUAUUGGUUCUGGUUCAACGAUCCAUGGAUUUAAGGAAGAUGAGGGACAGUCAAGUCAAUUUGGGGAUGCUCUUAUUCGAGCUAUGACAGAGUGCGACGAACACGAACGCGAACAUAUACUUCUCAAUUGGGAACAAAUGUUGCCACAUGCUCGUGUUAAUCAUCCUCACGAAGAACACUUAAUUCCACUUCACGUUAUUGUCGGUGCGGCCGGUGCAGAUCGAGCCGAUUGGGUCUAUGGUUGGCCCAGUCAAUUCCAAGAAUAUGUUGAUGUGACAACUACAAAUGGACAACAUAUUGCUCCUUGUUUACCGCAUGGUAGUAUAAUCUAUGUUAGUAUUUGGUCGAUCGGAACUUUUUUUAGUCAAGUUUAUCCACAUUUAAUCAAUAAUUUUGUUUUGAUUACGGGUGAAGGUGAUGUAGUCUCACCAGAUAUAGCUUAUUUAGAACGAGCUGAUUCUAAAAUUAUUCAUUGGUUUGGUCAAAAUGGAAAUAUUGAUGCUUCAAGAAGCAAAAAAUUCACACAUAUCCCAAUUGGGAUUCAAUGUUACGAGAUGAGCGAAGCAAUUAGAGAUAUUUAUAAGCAACAAAACCAUCAUAAAUUGCCUCCAAUCUAUGGUGAUAUCGAUGAACCAUCACAUUAUAUUCAACCAAUUGAUAUGACUCAUCGAGCAUUGAAUCAGAAGCACAAUCUUCAUGGGAAAAAUCUUUUAUUAAUUAAUUUUCAUUUAGCAACUGAUGGAACAGGGCUUCGUCGACGUAUUUGGACAAAGAUGUGUCCAAAAAAGAAUCGAGUUCCAUUUGCAACAUGCCUGAAAAAAACGUCCGGUGUUGAUAUGUCACAUCUUUCGUAUAUCUAUUCACGAAAUCGUGAAUAUGCGUUCUGGUUAUCACCACGCGGAAAUGGAAUCGAUUGUCAUCGUACAUGGGAAGCAUUGUAUCUUGAUGCUAUACCAAUCGUUUGGAAUUCAUCAUUAAAUAUUCUCUAUGAAGAUUUACCUGUUAUAAUUAUUCAAAAUGAUACAGAAAUCACUGAAACAUUUUUACGUGAGAAACUACAUGAAAUAUCAAUGAAAAAAUAUCAUCAAAUGAAUCAAGUGUAUCGAUUUGAAAAGUUACGAAAUGCUUAUUGGCGUCGUUUAAUUUUGAGGAAACCUCUAAUACUGGUUCAAUCAAAUGAACACUUGGCUCAACUUCAACGUGAACAUGAACAACGUCUUCAGGAACAACAACAAUCGACGCAAUGGAAUUGUACCUUAGAAUUAACAAAAAGAGCAGAGCACUUCAGUGAGAAACAACGAAAGGAAGAUCGUGAUUGGAAUCAACUAAAUGCUGAACUCGAUCGAAAUUUCACUGCAACACAUCAUCAAAAAGAGCUCGAAUUUCGUGAGACUGUCGAACUUGCUACCCAACAACGUAUAGCUCAAGAAAGACAACAACAUGAAUGGACAUUGGAACAAUAUCGUUCUCAACGGAUCAAAGAACAUCACCGGCAAGAACAAUUCCGUCAGGAUAAACAUGAUCUUGAUGAAUUUCUCGAUGCAUACAAUUUAACUAGUGCACCUAUACCACUGCUUCAACGAAAAGUGUUGAGUUUAUUUCGUCGAUUCAAUAUUCCACACAAAACUCUUCUCAUUCAAAUUCUCUACGAUGCAAAUCUUCUUCGUGAUAGCGAUAGUGAUUUUCCAAGGCGACGAAUUAGUUUGACACGAGUCAAUUUGAGUGGAAUUCAACUGGAAAAUAAAGAUGAAAUUGAUUGUCCCACUCAAUAUUUUAAUCAACUUGAUCUUAGCUACGCCACACUAAUUGGUGCGUCUUUUGAUUGCUUGUCACUUCGUAAUGCAUCUUUCUCAUCGACCAAUCUGACCUAUGCUUCCCUCACUCGUUCCGAUCUACGUGACGUCAAUUUCUUUGAUGCUAAACUUCGUAACACCAGUUUUCAAGAAGCCUAA